UUAAAAUCUUUCCAACGUCUCCAUGGCCACUCACUAAAAGAAAGGAGUCUGAAGUUCCAGCGGAGAUCCAGUGAGCACUCUGGGCCCAUGGUCUCAAAAAGAAGCUCCAGGAUGUUCCAGCUGCUCCAGGGUCACAUCCAGCCGGCUGGACUCCGAAGCUGCAAAAACCGCCUGGUCACCAAAGACGGGCGCUGCAACAUUGAGUUUGGCAGCACUGAAUACAGCAACCACUACGCCUACCUGGUAGACUUCUGGACCACCUUCGUGGAGAUCCGCUGGCGCUUUGUUCUCGUCCUGUUUGUCGCUGCGUUCACUGGCAGCUGGUUCAUCUUCAGUCUACUGUGGUACUGGAUCGCAAAGAACAACGGGGAUCUGAUGGGACAGAAUCGCACAGAUGGACAUGUCAAGUGUAUAGAAAACGUUCACAGCCUAACAACAGCCUUCCUCUACUCUUUGGAGACACAGACCACCAUCGGGUACGGCGGCAGAGCGUUGACUGGGCACUGUGCUGGAACGGUGGCUCUGAUAAUGAUCCAGUCUCUGAUCGGCGUCUUCAUCAAUUGUUUCAUGUGCGGGGUCAUCUUAGCUAAGAUCUCCUUACCUAAAAGACGGGGAAAAACCGUAACCUUCAGCGACACAGCCGUCAUCUGCCUGAAGAAAGGAAGUCUGUGUCUCCUGAUCCGAGUAGCCAACCUCCGAAAGACUUUAUUAAUUGGCAGCCAGAUCUACGGAAAGCUGCUUAGGACAACAACGAGUCCAGAUGGAGAGACCAACAUCCUGGAUCAGGUGGACAUUGACUUCAUGGUCGAUGCCGGCAAGGAUAACUUGUUUUUUGUCUGCCCUUUGACUCUGUACCAUGUGAUAAACAGAUCAAGCCCGUUUUAUGGGCUGUCGGCUGAUUCUCUCCCCCUGCAGGACUUUGAGUUGGUAGUCUUUCUGGACGGGACGGCCGAGUCCACUAGCUCUGCUUGUCAGGUCCGAACCUCCUACAUCCCACAGGAGAUACAGUGGGGGUACAGUUUCCUGCCAAUCAUUUCCCGCACCAACACAGGAAAGUACCGCGUGGAUUUCUCAAACUUUUCCAGGAGCAUUCAGGUCACCACGCCACACUGCGUCCAGUGCUUCGAAGCAGACGCAGACCAGAAAAACCACAACAGCCACAACGGAGAGAACCACAACAAUCAGAAGAAACGGGGGGUCGACAACCUGGGGUUCGAAGUCAUCGAUAUUCACGACUCAAUGGACAUCACCAAAAUGUGAGCAACAAUGAGAGACUGAAGGUAAAAAAGCAAAGUGGCACUGGAAGUGGGAAAUAAAGGCUUAGGUCACACUGCAAGCCCAA
Notolabrus celidotus (New Zealand spotty) is the source of this 1342-nucleotide messenger RNA. It is a transcript of the gene kcnj1b, whose product is annotated as potassium inwardly rectifying channel subfamily J member 1b. Bases 88 to 1260 code for a protein of 390 amino acids. The record is from RefSeq and is a predicted model, not a curated record. Gene Ontology annotation, biological process: potassium ion import across plasma membrane; regulation of monoatomic ion transmembrane transport. NCBI's taxonomy places the organism in Eukaryota, Metazoa, Chordata, Actinopteri, Labriformes, Labridae. Gene Ontology annotation, molecular function: ATP-activated inward rectifier potassium channel activity. Gene Ontology annotation, cellular component: plasma membrane. The transcript has 2 exons.